AUGGAAGAAGCGACCAAAGAGGAUAAAAUUUGGAGGUUUGACCCAUUUCUAUCCUGCCUACCCUUCUGUUCCACACAAAAUGUUGAUAACAAUGCGCGUCACGUUGAUGUCCCGAAGGUUCAGGCCACUGGCCACGUUAUUGCCGCAGGACACCCAGACGACCAAAAAUUUGUCAUUCGAAUGGAAGAAGCGACCGGAGACGAUAAAAUUUGGGGGUUUGACCCAGAUCUAUCUUGCCUAUUAUUCGGUGCCUCACAAAGUGUCGAUAACAAUUCGCGUCGCGUUGAUGCCCCCAAGGUUCAAACUACUAGCCACGCCAGUGCCCAACCAUUCCAACCUGAAAAAAAGAUUGCUGAGACCAGAGGAGCUUCCCUUCCCCUCCAUGAACGUACAGCUACUGAAGAAUUACAAAACCAAUGA
Messenger RNA from Penicillium waksmanii, 420 nucleotides. RefSeq lists its product as uncharacterized. Bases 1 to 420 code for a protein of 139 amino acids. The record is from RefSeq and is a predicted model, not a curated record. The transcript has a single exon. Lineage: Eukaryota; Fungi; Ascomycota; Eurotiomycetes; Eurotiales; Aspergillaceae.